AGCAGCAGACCGGGUUUUGGCCAGUGAGUGAAUCUUCGAGCAUCGUCCGAGACGCACGUUGUGUACGUGAUCUACGUUUGCGUCAUAUGUAAGUGAACUAAGGGCUGACCACAUAACGAAGUGAGCAACUAUGCGACGAAUUUCAGUGUGGGUCCUGUUGGGCCUUGCGCUGUUUACCCUUAGCACGGCGGGAUUACAGGUGCAAGCUGAAACGCCAUCCGAGUACGAAUGCAGACCAUACAUUGAGAAGGCAAUACAAGAUCUUAAGUCCGAAUCAGCGGAAGGUGCUGAUGAAAAUGCCAGUAUAGAGAAUACGAUCGAUGUGACGAGCCAGGAGGAGGAAGACAAUACGGCAGCGGAGGAGGUGAGCACCGAGGAAACGGACACGGCCGCGGACGAUGUUACGGAAGAGAUAACUCCCUCGGAAGAGGUACAGGAGCAGCUGUUCGCGGACAAGGCGGAUGAUGAAGCGACCGAAUCGGAACAAGCGGCUGAUGGAGAGUCGGAAAAUGUAGAAGCCUCGGAAGAGGCGGACCAAGAGCAGGAGGAGGAUGAUGAGGAGGAAGCACUGACUGAGGAAGAAACUCAGGAUGAGCAGGAAGAGGAUGCUACGGAAGAGAAUGUUCAAUCUGAGGAAGCUGAGCAGGCUGUGUCUGAGGAACAGGCUGAAGACACCGUUACCGAGUCAGAAGAGUUGACCUCCGAGGAAUCUGCUAACCAGGUGUUGCAAGACAGUGCCGAUGGCGAAGCCGAUGAUGAUGAUGAUGAAGAUGACGAUGAGAACGAAGAUGUAGCUACGGAAGAAGUUACUCAAUCUACUGAGGAAACUACCGAGAGCCAGGAAGAGGAAUCGGACACUGCUGACGACGAUGAUGACGAGAAGGAGCAGGAUGAUGAGGAUGAUGAAGACGAGACGCCAGAAAAUGUAGGCGAUGAGAACAAAUCAGAAGAAACUAAUGAUGACAAUGACGAUGAUGAUGAGGAUGAUGAAGAAGAAAAUGAACAAGAACAAAACAAGAGUGAAGACGAUGAGGAUGACGAUCUAGAAGAAGAAAAUGCGGUCAAAGGAUCAUAUGACGAUCGUGAGCAGGAAGAUAGUGAAGAUCCUUCUGCAGAGGCACCUGCAUCAGAGGAAGUUAGUGAAAAUGACGAUGACGUAGCGGACAGUUCCGAAGACGUCAGUCAGACUGAGAGUGAAGAUUUGGAAGGAAACACAAACUCCGAGGAACAGGAAACCGCCACAGAGAAUAGUGAAGAGGAUGAAGAGGAAACGUUGACUGAGGGUACUGCCGAUAGUGGGGAGGAAGCUGAACCGACUAGUGGGGAGGACGCUGAAGAUGCUGCCGAUAGUGAAAAUUUGAGCGAAGAAACGGAACGUGAGACAGUGGAAAGCACUACAGCAACAAGCGAGGAGGCUGAUGAGGCUGCUUCACCUGAAGCUAAUGAGCAAUCCGAAGAGCAAGUGGUCGAUAGUCAAGAAGACGAAUCCGCUCCACAGGAAGAAGCAUCCACGGAAGAACCAGCAGAAGAGAGCAGCGAAGAUGCCACCACUGUAGAGGAUGUAGACACAGCCUCGCAGGAACAGGAAGAACAAAGUGCCGAAGAGCCAUCCGAACCCGUUGCCGAGGAAAGUGCUGAGGAAGUUGUCUCAGUAUCUGCCGAAGAGGAGCCAGCAACUGCCGAGGAAGAAAGCGCCGAGGAAGCCGCCGUGAAGCAGGACUCGACAGAAACGUUGGCAUCGGAAGCGGGAGAAGAAAGUGUUGAGCAAGCUUCGGAAGAAACCGAAACCGCAGCAACGGAAGAAUCCUUCCCAGAGGAAGAUCUGCUCUUGGAGUACCAAAUUCCAUCGAACCUUAGAGAUACUACGCACAUCUACGAACUGCUGAACAUCAACGACGACGCAUCCGCCCGGGAGAAGGCCCUGCAAGAAACGGCCGACGUGAUCUUGCGCGAUCUGAAACGCAUCUACGACAAUUCGAUCAAACCUCUCGAAACAUUGUACAAGUACCGCGAUCUCAGCAAUCGCCACUUUGGUGAUCCGGAGAUAUUCUCGAAACCGCUCGUACUGUUCAUGGGCCCGUGGAGCGGUGGCAAAUCAACCAUUUUGAACUAUCUGACACACAAUGAGUACACGCCCAACUCUGUGCGGACAGGUGCUGAACCGUCGCCCGCAUACUUUAACAUUUUAAUGCACGGUGACGAGCCGGAGGUUUUGGACGGUACCCAGCUGGCCGCCGAUUGGACUUUCUCGGGAUUGCAAAAGUUUGGACAGGGUCUGCUUGACCGUCUGCGUGGUCAGAAGCUGCCCAACCAGCUGCUAGAAAGGGUUAACAUUGUGGAAAUUCCAGGCAUUCUGGAGGUCCGGAAGCAGGUGUCCAAGUACUUCCCGUUCAACGAUGCCUGCCAGUGGUUUAUCGAUCGCGCUGACAUCAUCUUCUUGGUGUACGAUCCAUCCAAGCUGGACGUUGGACCAGAAACUGAAGCCAUCCUGGACCAGCUGAAGGGACGAGAAUAUCAGACACGAAUCCUGUUGAACAAAGCUGAUCAAGUGAAACCUGAGGAGCUGUUGCGUGUCCAGAGUGCCUUGAUCUGGAACAUUUCGCCGCUAAUGUCGUCGGCACAACCACCCGUCAUGUACACGGUGUCUCUGUGGUCCAAUCCGUUCGAGGUGGGAGCACCCGUCCGUCUGUUGCAAGCACAGGAACGAACUUUGCUGCUCGAUCUUGGCCAGGCUAUCGAUCGCCGUAUCGAGAACAAAAUUGCCAGUGCCCGUCGCUUUGCGGUUCGUGUUCGUAACCACGCCAAGAUGGUGGACUGUUACCUCACCACGUACUACAACCACAAGACGCUGUUCGGCAACAAGAAGCAGAUAUCCGAGAAAAUCAUUGCCAACCCACAGGACUAUCACAUCUACGAAGGGCUUUCGACGCUCACCAACAUCUCCCGGUACGAUCUGCCCGAUCCGGAAGUGUACCGCGAUUUCUUCCACCUGAAUCCGCUGUACGAGUUCAAGAAGCUGUCCGAAACGUGCACCUACUUCCGCGGCUGCCCGAUCAACAAGCUCGACGUUGCGAUCGCGUACGAGCUUCCCGAGCUGGUCGGCAAGUACAAGAAAAUGUCGGAAGCGGCACUUGCGAAGCUGGACGUGCUUACGCCAACAUCUGAUUUCGGCAAGGGGAAAUCGAAUAGUUGAGCGCAAGGGCACACGUUCUGUACGAUCGAGGAAAUUUGCAUUCAGUGCGUAAUGUUAAAGUAGUGUGUAGUACGGUAUAUUUAUUUAUCUUUUACGUUUCCCUAACGAAUCUUUUUAUCACUUCCUACCGUAUCGU
Molecule: messenger RNA, 3329 nt
Organism: Anopheles maculipalpis
Lineage: Eukaryota; Metazoa; Arthropoda; Insecta; Diptera; Culicidae
Exons: 12
Coding region: 131-3193 (1020 amino acids)
Source: RefSeq, a predicted model, not a curated record